Exophiala bonariae is the source of this 1110-nucleotide messenger RNA. RefSeq lists its product as uncharacterized. Bases 1 to 1110 code for a protein of 369 amino acids. Gene Ontology annotation, biological process: L-leucine catabolic process; ketone body biosynthetic process. The transcript has 2 exons. NCBI's taxonomy places the organism in Eukaryota, Fungi, Ascomycota, Eurotiomycetes, Chaetothyriales, Herpotrichiellaceae. Gene Ontology annotation, molecular function: hydroxymethylglutaryl-CoA lyase activity. The record is from RefSeq and is a predicted model, not a curated record.
AUGCACAAAGCCACGACGCGCCUCGCACCUUGCCUACGGAGGUUCGUUCGCAGUUUCAGUUCAACAAGGCAAUGCGCCGCCGAUCACGUAAGAAUAGUCGAGGUUGGACCAAGAGAUGGGCUACAGAAUGAAAAGAAAGCGAUUCCACUAGAAACCAAGCUUGAGCUCAUUCGCAGACUCGCAGGUACAGGUAUCACUCACCUGGAGGCUGGGUCCUUUGUCCCGGCGAAAUGGGUUCCCCAGAUGGCGUCUACAUCAGAAAUUCUGGAGACUUUAAUCACAAAACCGCCUUCUGCGCCACACGGAAUCGCAUAUAAUUAUCUGGUCCCAAACAUCAGAGGUCUAGACAACCUCGUUAAGAUAUUCCAGGCAAACCAUGCCCAGAACCCGACCUCUGAGCCAACUCCUCCUCCUUCCCCUGGCCCAGGUGACUCCUCGGCCACCAAUGCUGAUCAAAUCUCUUCAGCAGCCAACUCCACCGAGAUAUCACUAUUUGCUGCGGCAACCGAGGCAUUCUCUCAAAAGAACACAAACUGCAGCAUUGCAGAGUCCUUGGAACGUUCCAAACCUAUAAUGGAACUGGCCAAGAAACACAAUAUUCGCGUCCGUGGCUAUGUCUCUGUAGCACUAGGUUGCCCAUACGAAGGACCAGAUACAGAUCCACACAAGGUCGCAGAAAUCACCGCCACGCUACUAGAAAUGGGUUGUGAUGAAGUCUCGGUCGCAGACACAACAGGAAUGGGCACAGCACCUCGAACUCGAAAGCUCCUUCAGACUCUAAAAGAGGCUGGAAUUCUUGAGGAAGAUCUUGCACUACAUUUUCAUGACACUUACGGCAUGGCUCUCGUCAACACCGUCGUUGGUCUUGAGCACGGCGUUCGCGUCUUUGAUAGUUCUGUGGGAGGCUUAGGUGGUUGCCCUUACAGCCCUGGGGCGACCGGCAAUGUGGCAACCGAAGAUCUAGUUCAUUUAUUCCACAGUCUUGGAUGCGAGACGGGCAUCGACAUGCCCAAGAUGGCUGAAAUCGGCAAGUGGAUCACAGCGGAACUUGGUCGUCCUAAUGACUCGAGGGCGGGGAAAGCUACUUUGGCCAGAUCGAAAAGUUUGUAG